AUGGACGGCUCGUCCAUGAUGGCUGGUGGGGCGGCUUCUAUGAGUCCUACAAGCCCGGUCAGCUCUCGCCAUGGCCAUGGGAAUAGUAAUGGCAUCAACAAGCGCAAGAGGAGCAGUAUGGCCGGCAUUGAAAGCAGUCCUGGCAGUGGUAACGAGGAUCAUGAUGACAAGAAGCGCCAGCCUGGUGUAAAGAGAGCUUGUAAUGAGUGCCGUCAGCAAAAGCUACGAUGCGAUGUCGUGCAAGACCCUUUUCAGAGCUGCUCACGAUGCAACCGCCUCAAGCUAGAAUGCAAGAUCGAAUCAAAUUUCAAGCGAGUCGGCAAGCGCUCCAAGCAUGCAGAGAUGGAGAAGGAGAUCGAUCGCCUGCGUCGCAGUGUUGCCCGCGCAAAAUCUCAAGGCUUCACCCCAGAAGCUGGUGAAGAUGAUGUCGACUCACCUAUCGCAGCAAGCAACCCGACCUACUCCCACACCCAUACCCGAAACGCUUCCUUGAUGGGCUCCGACGAAGCGGUCUCGUCUUUACUACACCUCAAGCGCGGCGGUAACUACAACAUGCCUCGAUAUUCCCACGAGUUGGAAAAUGUUCAAUUGACUGAAGAAAAUGUCAAUCAUCUAUUUCACGAGUUCUUCGCCUAUUACCAUUCAUUUCUGCCCUUUCUCAACCCUAGCCAGGCGCCCGACCUCUACUAUCAGCAACAUCCUCUACUUUUCUGGUCUAUCGUCUCUGUCGCGGCUCGACGGUAUAGUCCGCCAAACGUACCUGGCCUGCUUAACAGCCUCUCGGGGCCUCUGACGCGGUUCCUGUGGUCGACCAUUGGGGAGGUUCCAAACAGUUACUACGUGGUCAAGGCCAUGUGUCUGCUGUGUACCUGGCCACUGCCCACAAGUACGACAUCGUCCGACCCUACGCAUAUUCUCUGUGGAGUCAUGAUGAAGACGGCUACUGGACUAGGUCUUCAUCGACCCAAUAACAUUCAAGACUUUUCCAGGGUGUCGGUUGAGUUGAACAAGGAACAACUCGGCGACCGUGUGACAACAUGGGCUGUUUGUAACAUCGUUUCGCAAUCUGUUGGGACUGGUUAUGGCCAACCAGCAUCAACUCUGUAUGACUGGACUUUGGCCUCAAGGUCUGGAGAAGAGAGUGCGUACCAGCUCUCGCGAGCACUGGAAGCUCGGUUACAGAUUGAGAGAUUCUGUGACAAAGUAUCGAAAGAGAUGUACAGUAAUGCCAGCGAUCCCCGCGGGGUUGCCGGAGAUGAGCACCGAGCUAUGUUGAUGCGUGUCUACCGUCGAGACUACGCGGAACUGCAUGCUUCCAUCUUAUCGCAAGAGCUGGGUCCGUUCGUUAACCUUCAUCUGAGAGCGGCAGCUCUCCACAUGCGUCUGGCAGGUUUCUUUGAUUCUAGCAAGACCCCGGGUUACAUGGACGAUCUGAUGGGUCUCUGGCGCGCCACCACCAAUUUUCUUGACGAGGUACUGGAAGUUGAUAAGGUCACCAGUCCUCAGGAACAGAUGGGCGGAAAUUUACUUCAUCAUUGCAGUAACUACAUUGGACAGAUGAUGGUCGCCGCAGGCUUUGCCCUUCUCAAGCUCAUGAGGUCGUUCUUUGCAAAGACGAUUGACUUCCAGCGAGGUCGAACUCUCUUCCACCAAACUAUCCGAGCCAUAAGGGCUACCAGUGUUGUGAACAAUGAUCUCCAGUGGCGAUUGGCUGAACUUAUGGUGCAGAUGUGGAACGGCGCUCGGCUCGACAACAAUCAGCACAACUUCAAUAGCAACGACGAUCUGCCGAUUCAGAUGGAUGACAGCCUCCAACUCAAGGUCCGAUGCCGUCACAGCAUGAGUCUCGUGUUUGAUUCAGUCUGGAGAUGGAGGGAGGACUUCCAGGCUCUGGGGCGAGCCGCCAAACAACCGACAAAUCCAGAUUCGGCUAAUGAGUCUUCAGCAUCCUCAACACACAUGGACACCGCCCUCGUCUCGUCUCAUGCUCUCCCACCUUCGAGCCUGCUCACUGCCAAUAGCAAUCAAAAUAGCAACUCCAACUCCAACGGUGCCCUGACGCCUGGAGGCACAGGACUAUCAGCCGUAUCUUCAGCUCAUAGCAUGAUGGCGGGUGUCAGUUAUGGCGACACAACAAAUUACGAUUUCUUCGACCCCCAGCACUGGAUGUUGGACGGCCUUCUUGACUUUAACUACUCAUUUGUGCCGCCCUUGGAAGGCGCCUAG
Fusarium sp. VM40 is the source of this 2226-nucleotide messenger RNA. NCBI's taxonomy places the organism in Eukaryota, Fungi, Ascomycota, Sordariomycetes, Hypocreales, Nectriaceae. The record is from the annotation of a GenBank genome assembly.